This is a messenger RNA of Actinia tenebrosa (Australian red waratah sea anemone), 4073 nucleotides long. RefSeq lists its product as uncharacterized. Gene Ontology annotation, biological process: regulation of mitochondrial mRNA stability; mitochondrial RNA processing. NCBI's taxonomy places the organism in Eukaryota, Metazoa, Cnidaria, Anthozoa, Actiniaria, Actiniidae. Gene Ontology annotation, cellular component: mitochondrial matrix; ribonucleoprotein granule. The record is from RefSeq and is a predicted model, not a curated record. Gene Ontology annotation, molecular function: RNA binding.
AUCCAAUAUGGCGGACGAAGCAUCAUCGUUGGACUGAAAAGUUUAUCCAGACUCGAGGAUACGCUUAACUGAAUAGAGUAAGAGGAUAAUCUCAAGAUCUUGUAAUGUCAAGACUACUGUCAUUUACAUGGCUUAUGAGAAGAUAUGUGCUGCAUCACCCAAGAAAGUUAACUCUAUACACCACAGGGUUCCCAGCUAGAUCUUUACAUGGAGCUACAUGUAUAUCUUCAAAAACAGUAUGGAAGCCCAUUUAUGUAUCUGUUAAUUACAGUACUAUGUCUGGAAAGAGUACAGAAUACUCCAAAAGUGUUCAAAGUAAUUCUGUAAAUAAGAGAGAAAAUCAAAAAAUAUCAAGCGCAAAACAACAAACAGUUGAGGAACUGUUAAAUAACUAUAURAGCUCUCGAGAUACAGAAAACAGCUUGGAUCCAAUUGUAGUGCUUAACAAUAUUGCUCGAAGUACAGAAAAAAGUGCAAAACAAAGUCUGGUGUUGCUAAAUGAACCGACAUCACAAAAACACUAUGUAACUUUAUUAAAUGACAUUAACAAGUCAAUAGAAUUCUCUAAUGACUUGAAAGAGAAUAUUAUUAUUGUCUUGAAAGCUAUUGGAAAAAUAUCCAAAAGACAAAAGUUGUUCAUCAACAAAUGUGAGGUUGAUAUUUACCCAGAUAAAAGAUCACAGAACAAUGAUAUGCUUUUGCCGGAAGAUGGGAAGAUUCUCUUUGAUAACAUUCAAAAUUUAAUCCUAAAGAAUGGUUUGACUGGACUUCAGAGAAAACACCUGGUGACAAUCCUGUCGAGUUUUGUUGAAACAAAGCAAGGGAGAGUGAAACUUUUCAAUGAACUAAAAUAUGCCAUUCUUAGACAAGAAGUUAAGGAGUAUACUUCUGAAGAAAUUAGUCAAAUUGUGCAGUGUUUUGCAAAACUGAAAUCAAGUAUUGAUUCUUGUGAACUGUUCAAAUCAAUGGUGGAUGAAAUCCUGUGCCGUGGUUUUGUAACAUUUAUGAGCAUUGAAAUUCCUCCUAUUCUGUUGGGAAUUGCAGAUGCUGAUCAAGGUAAGUCAGACUUUUACAAGGUUAUCAUAAGAGAUGUCUUAAGCAGGGAUAUUCGAGCAUUUAGUUCAGCAGAAUUGUGCCAAAUUCUUUGGUCAUUUUCCAAAGUGAAAGAAAAAUACUCGCUUAACCUGUCAGACCUGUUAAACCAGAUUGAAAAAGAGUUUCUUCGAAGAGGUAUCAAACGACUGGAUGACCGAGGUUUAGCUGUUCUUUUAUGGUCUUUGCUGGAGAUGAAUUAUUUUUCAAAGAAAUUAUUUACUUUAUUGAGGAAUGUGGCCUUGAAACGCAAUGUCAGAAAGUUAAGCCCUGAUGACAUAGCGACAUUUUUGCGCUGUUUUGCCAAAGUAAAAACAAAAAUAAACUCGCAUCCUUUUUUCGCGAUGGUCGACAAAGAACUUGUGCACCGUGGAUUCUCUGGAUUCAAUGAUAGUGAGCUAGCGACAAUAAUCUGGGCAUUUGCAGAGAUGAGCCUUGGAUCUAAUGCUUUGAUACUUUCAUUCAAGAAAGAAUCCUUCACUAGAGAUAUCAAGGAUUUAAGCGCAGUGAAUCUCAGUCAGAUCAUAUGGGGAUUGGCAAAACUGAGAGAGAAAAUAGAUAUGAAAGAUCUUACUAAAUUUCUUGGUAAUGAGAUCGUAGACAAUUAUGAUGUCUCAAAACUUGGUAUACGACAACUCGCGCUGCUUGUUUGGUCAUUUGCUGCAACUAAUGCGACGCACGAGGACCUCUUUGUACUUCUUCGGAAAGAAAUCUCUAAAAGAGGACUGUCAGACUGUAGCAACACUGCUUUGUGCCAGAUUCUUUACGCGUUUGCAGUUGUAAGAGAUGUUGUGAGUGUUGACGACCUCAUGAAAUCAAUUGAAAGAAAGAUUUUGGGAACUCCAUUAGAUACUUUUGACAAUAGACAGCUUGCCCUGUUGGUGUGGUCUUUGGGUGAGCUUCUCGAUAAUGUACAUUCAACUCAAGUAUUUGAAAGACUAGAAAAAGAAGUGAGUAAGCGACCCUUCCAAGACUACAUGCUCGCAGAUAUUUGUCGUAUUCUCUGGGGUUUCUCUAAGAUUAAAUCUAAGCUUAACACAGCCUUCGUUUUUAACAUCUUGAGGAAGGAACUUCUCCGACGAGGUCUGGGGGAGUUUUCAGUCGCUCAAAUUACUAUGGCAACGGUUGCGCUGACGAAGGCGAAAGAAUUGCAUGAAGAUACUUACAGUCUAUUUCGUGAUGAAAUCAUGUCUCGAAAUUCCCGCCAUUUUGGUGCGAUGUAUUUGUCUUCCCUGGCGCGUUCGUUUUCCGCCAUCAGUUUUGACACGAUGGAUUUAAUCACGUGGAUUGGCGAAGAAGUUAUUUCUCGAGGUAUACCGGCUUUUCAACCGGAGGACCUUUUAGCGAUUUUACAGGUUCUAGCCACACAACACCUGCCGCAGAAAAAGUACUUUUUUGAGAACAUAAAGAAACAGCUGUUGGCGAGUGGAGAGAAAGAGUACAAUACAACGGAUAUCUCUAGAUUAUCCUCAUUACUACGUGCAGCUGGUGUUGAUACUAGUGAUUUGGAGAUGAAAAAAACGACUGCGACUUAGCGGCAUCUCUUUCGAUGUGAACAGUACAGCGCAGGACGGUGGAGGUAAUUUUAAAGUGGGGGAGAGAGGCUCCCCCAACUCCGUUGUCCCUGCGGCGACUAACCCAAUGUUAAAGUCAUCGCUCCAGGUUUAUCCUGUUCAUUUGUAGCCUUAAUUUGUCAUAACGUUUUCAUAUAACUCGCGCAGAAAUGACAGUUGCAGGUACUAGUUAGGACUGCAUGGAUUUGUCGAAUACAACACUUGAAUAAGGAGGAAUCUCUUUUUGAAAACCUUGAAACAAAAGAUUUGAUUGAACGAGGAAAUUUUUAUUACUAAGCUGUCCGUGAAUCUUGAAAUAUUAUAUGACAGUUGAAGAUUAUUAGAGGAAAUUAAAGAAUCCUAGUCAACUACAAUGCAUUGCGCGCCGAAAACAAUGAAAUGCUAAGCAAAGCGCCAUUUUCAGCAAAAUGGCGGUUUUGUAGGUAAAGUUUGGGAAUCCAGUUCCAUCGGUCUUGUCAUUCCUGCUAGAUGUGUUAUGACCAUYAUGCUAUGAUGGUACAUAGUCACUUUAAGCUUUUCGCGAGAUUUGAGAAAUUUUGGCAACGAAUCUAAGGCUAGGUUUUCGAAAGUUGUGAUGCCUAACAAUUGGACGACCGAAAAAUCAUAAUUUCACAAAGAUAAUCACUGGAAGUGUGGAAUAAUAUGAAGAAAAAAAUUGGGAAUUUGAGGACAUUGGUACAGUGAAUUUUACUCGACCAGUGUGUAUGGAAGAGCUUCGAGAACGAUGUAGGCGAACGAUGUAAACAUAACACAGGGGUGGGCGCAGUGCAUUGUAGUUGACUGGGAUUCUUUAAUAAUAAUAAUGAUGGGAGGUUGUGGUAUAGCGCAUUUAUACAACGUCUCAAUGUACAUUAUCAUUAUUUUAAUUAGUUAUAAAUGCUAUCUUCACCUUUAAUAGAAACUAUAUUUCUGAUUAGUAACAUUAACAAUCUUUUUGAAAUUAUUUUGCUUGACAGAUUUUCAGUUUUGUGCGCCUUUGGCGACGCUGCUGAGGAUUCUAAUGCGCAUGCACGGUGUAUUUCUCAUGUUCUGUAUUCUAACAAAAAUGUACAAAUUAGUUAGGUCUACGGUCUACUGAGGUCUACUGGGCUUACUAAUUUGUUCAAUUUUUUACGACGUUUUUACGGAUAUGUGGUAUGCUUUCUAGAGAGACAGUUUUAAGAAAACUGCUUGCCCCACCUUCCUCUCCCACGUAACAAAAUAAUUUCCCAUGAUCAAAUAGAAAUAGAAAAAUCAAAGAACAAACAAAAGACAAAAGAAUUGCAAAUAAAACGACACUUUGUUUGGAAAAUUUUACAGAGUAUUUGCCUCGUACACUUAAAAUAUUUACAAAUAAUAAAAACCAGCUAAAAACCAAGCAAACAAUACAUUAUCGCUAGCGAUUGUUUUUUUAAAUUUUAAAACCCA